Dichomitus squalens LYAD-421 SS1 is the source of this 1714-nucleotide messenger RNA. RefSeq lists its product as uncharacterized. Bases 1 to 1380 code for a protein of 459 amino acids. NCBI's taxonomy places the organism in Eukaryota, Fungi, Basidiomycota, Agaricomycetes, Polyporales, Polyporaceae. The transcript is spliced from 6 exons. The record is from RefSeq and is a predicted model, not a curated record.
AUGCCUGUCACUCUCUUCGACCUGCCUGCGGAACUCUGGCUGAUGAUCAAGAGCUAUCUUGAGCCAUGGGACCUUCGAACUAUCGUCUGUCUCUACCUUGCAGACUCUCGGCAUCCAUAUUGCGGCGAGGCGCUCCUCAAGCAUAACCGCGAGCACAUUCAAGAGAACGAAGAUUACGUCGAGGAGUGCUCUGCAAUGACCUUUGAUGAGGGGCCUUAUACAGAUGCGAAUCUCACGCCCAACCCUGUUCUUAGCAAUGUCCGGUUCCGGCCGAGUACGGAAUUCCGACAAGAGACUUACCCACUAGAGGAGGACGCAUACUUGCAUCGGAGCGACGACUUGGACUGUGACGUGUCCGAGCGGGCCUACAUCGGGGAACAUCCUAUUGCAGCACGCAGCUUUGCGACUGCCACGCCAAUCUCAGUCAUCUUACUCCUAGGCGUGGUGACAGAGGACCUUCCAGACGAAUACGCGCUCGAACUCGAAAGGCCGGUCACCGUAUAUGACGUCCUCGCGAUGAUCCGCAAGAGUCUAAACCAAUCUUCUACGUCUCCAAACCCUCACAAAAUCUAUACGAUGUUUGCAUACGCUGCUCUCGCUGCCCUCAUUGCCAACGCCGCGUUCGCGCGCGCCGAAGUUGUUCCGACUGCUCCUGGUCCGGGCGACGUCUUCAAGCAGGGCGGUCAAUGCACAUUCACUUGGACUCCCGACACUACUGGCGUCUGGAAGCAAAUGAAUGUCGAGCUAAUGUCGGGUGACAACUGGCAAAUGAGCCACAUCACUACUGUUGCCACGAACAUUGACGGCACAGACGCCACCAAGGCCACCUUCUCGUACAACUGUCCCGAGGUGACGCCCAACUCUGCCAUCUACUUCUACCAGUUCUCCACCCCUUCAGCCCCCUCGAACCUCACUUGGACCACCCGCUUCACAAUCGCUGGCGCGGAUGGCUCCACCACGGCCCCGACAAACCAGACCCAGCCCGACGGCCAGUCCAUCCCCUGGGGUGUCGGCGCGCUCGUCGACCCCUCCACUGCCGUCGCGGCCCCCAACUACAUCGCAUCCUCCGGUGCUGCUGCUACGACUAACGUGGGCACUGCCGCCUCCAACACCGCUGUGGCUGGGACCACUGCCGCUGCCGCUACGACCUCGGUUGUUGCUACGACCUCCGCUGCACCGAGCACCUCUUCCAAGUUUGUGACCGCCCCCGCGGCACCUUCGGCGAGCUCGAGCGCGAACACGAACACCUCCGCCGCCCAGCAGAACACGACUGGUUCAGCAGGCAACGGUGCGGCGAGCUUACUCGGCUCCGACAGCUACGCCGUCCGUGCGGGCAUCGCGAUGGGGCUCGCUGCGUUCACGUUCGCGUUCGCGCUGUAAACGUUGCACGUCACGACCAUAACGAGACCCGCUCCUCUUCCGUCGUCUGCAGGAGUUGCAGGCGCGCUAGGGAGGAGGCGGACGCUUCUGCUUUCCAAUGGACACUUGCUGGAUCGCAUACACGUACAGACGCUCGUAAUAUGGGGAGGUUACGCACUUGGCGACUCGUUGCGGGUUCAUUGACGGGGCUUCAUUGCUGUUGGCGAGGGGACUCGGGUACAGAUUUGUAUGCCUGUGUCUUCUGUUUAUACCGGGAUGUUUACUUUUGGUGUUCACUGUGGGUCUUCUCCGUUGGCAAUCUAUCCAGGAUUCGAAUAUACGCGCCACAUCGUGG